AUGACUGACAAGAUCUCAGAGGAAAUUCACCAACCAAAUGAAAAUAAUCAACAAAAAGAAGAAGAAAUAAUAUUAUUGGAAAAUAAAGAAAAUGAUAUUCAGAAGGAGGAAAUUAUUUUUGGAAAUGAUGGAAAGUAUAUUCUUGAUGGGACUUUGUGUGGUGUUGGGUCUCAUUUACGAAAAUUAGGAGUUGAUGCUGUUUACAGCAAUGAAUAUUCUGAUGCAUAUAUUUUGUACCUGGCAAGGAAUGAGGAUAGAAUGAUCAUAACCAAAUCUACAAAACUCUUACAGAGAAUUAGGCAACAAGAAGAAAAGUUGGAAAAUUAUAAAAAGAAAAUUAAAAUACUCGGUGAUAAAGCCUUAGUUGAAAGUCUAGUUCAACAAAGAUUAAUGAAACCAAAAACGGAAGAAGAAAUUGAGGAAGAAAGGCAGGAACUUAUUGAAAUUGUACAAGAAGAAGAGCAGCAAAAGUAUAAAUAUUAUAUUGUAAAAUCAAUAGGAAAAUAUGACCAAUUGAAGGAAGUUGUAAAUGAAUUUAAGAUAAUAUUUAAAAAGGAAAAUAUUUUUGCAAGAUGUUUCAGUUGUAAUGGACAAGUGAUAGAGGUAAAAAAAGAAGAUAUUGAACAUUUAGUUUUCGAAAAAACAUACUUGAAUACAGAUAAAUUUACUCAAUGCCAAUCUUGUAAUCAAGGUGAGUUGUAUAUUGAUUCUAAUUGA
Messenger RNA from Naegleria gruberi, 717 nucleotides. RefSeq lists its product as uncharacterized. NCBI's taxonomy places the organism in Eukaryota, Heterolobosea, Eutetramitea, Acrasida, Naegleriidae. The transcript has a single exon. Bases 1 to 717 code for a protein of 238 amino acids. The record is from RefSeq and is a predicted model, not a curated record.